GCGGUUCUAUGAUCCACCUCCAGCUGGUCCAGUUCCAGCCAGGACUCUGCCAGAUCGGAUCAAACCAGGAGGAAAACCACAUCCUGAUCCAGGAGCUCCUGCAGCUGCUGGAAAAACUCCAGAAACAUGAGCCUGAGGUGUUGGCUGUGGUGGAGAAGAAGCAGAAGGAGAGACUGAGGAUGAGGAGGGACGCAGGGAGGAAACAGAAGCAAGACGAAGAGCUGAAAGAGGCGAUGAAGGCGUCUCUGAGCGAGGGAUGGUCGCUGCUCCUCCGCCUGCUGGAGAGACGGCUGGAGGUCCUGCAGAUGGCUUCAGACGUCUUCGGCCGAGUGACGGAGUUUGCCGCUGGCAUCGACAGAUUAGAGGAUCUGCAGAUUAAAGCAGACAAAGACAAACUGACUGAAGUCCAGCUCUCCUUUGACUUCAUCAGAAAAGAUCUUCUGGGAAAGUCCCUGCAGGUUUUAACCAGCAGCAGCCUCCUGCUGCAGAAGCUCAGGCAGCUGCAGAGGACUGAGGCCCUCCAGAGGACAGGAAGGGUACUGCAGGACGGAGAAGCUGAGGCGGAGCAGAGCUCCAACUGCUCCCAGCACAGCCGAGGCGCGGUGCUGCAGCUGGAGGAGCUGGUGGAGGCGCUGCAGGACCGCAGGAGGAGAGCCGACCAGGCCUUCAGGCUGCAGCUGCAGCAGGCGGAGGCUCUGAGGAGGAAGGAAGAGUCCAACAGAACCGGCUCUGGAACGAGACCCAAGUCUCCCAGUCAGAACCAGAACCGACUGAAGUCUGGAUCCACUUCAGAGCUGCAUCCUAGACCCUGGUCAGAACCAGGACCUCUAAACCAGCCAGAGGUCCUUAAACAUCUAAACCCAGAACCUGGAUCCAGAUUACAAGAACCAGAACCAGAUUUGCACCUGAACUUUCAGUCUAGAUUAAAUGAUGUCAGAGAUCUAGAAUCUGGACCUGGAUCAGCAAAGACUGGCAUCCUGCUGCCCAGUUUUAGAUCAGGACAGACCACUGGAACCAGUUCAGUGGCUGAACUGGUGACCCAGAGAUGGACCCAGUCUAAGUCUGGAUCAGAGACCAGAACCCUGCAGUCUGAGUCCAGCUCAGCUGAAAACACAGACCUGCAAACUGGAUCCAGUUCAGACCAGAAGACACCAGACAGAAAAUACAGACCAGAACCCAGAACUGGACCAAGAUCUGGAUCAGAGAUAAACCAGAACCAACAGCUAGUGGAGAACAGGGACCCAGCGUUAGGUUCCGUUCUGAAAACCCGACCCAGAUUCCAGGAUCUGAACGCAUCUGGAUCUGAUGUAAACCCAGGAUCCGGAUCAGGUGGAACCAACCAAACCAGAUUAGAGACUGAUGAGAAAUCCCAGAGAUCUGGACCUGUACAAAAACCAAGACCGGGAUCAGAGGAGACCAGAACCUUGCUGUCUGAGUCCAGCUCAGCUGAGAGUAGAGACUCGAAAAGAGGAUCCUGGUCAGAACCUGAACCAAAGAACCGACCCAAAUCAGAACUUCUAACAUCUGGAUCCAAAGAGGGAAAAGAUCUCUGGCCUGGAUUUGGAUCGGGUCAGACUGUGAAACAGCUGCUGGGAUCCGGGUCAGAGGAGAACCAGAACCAGCACCUGGGAUCCGGGUCAGAGGAGAACCAGAACCAGCAGCUCGGAUCCGGGUCAGAGAAGAACCAGAACUGGCAGCUGGGAACCCGAUCAGAGGAGAACCGGAACCGAAACCUGGGCUCUGGGUCAGACUGGAUCAGGAACUUGAAGCUCGGGUGUCGUUCAGAUAUUGUGACUGAAACCAGAUCAGAGACGUUAGAACGACCCAGAUCUUCAUCAGAGAUUAGGUUAGACCUACAGAACCGGCCCAAAUCAGAUGUUCUGAGAUCUGGACCACAGGAGACGGAGAAUCUGAGUCCUCGAUCUGGACCCAAGAAGACCAGGAAGCAGAACCAGGAAUCCACAGCAGUGCAGCCCACAGAACCUCUGUUUGGUUUAGGUUCAGUUGAGCUUCAAAGAUGUGGUUCUGAUCCAGACCUCAGAUCCAAACUAGAGGAGAACCAGGAGUCAGGAUCCAGACCAGAGGUCUCUGGAUCUGGGUCCGACCCGCCAUCAGAACAUCCCCAACCUGAUGGAUUCACACUGCAAAUAAACAAGCAACAGAACCAGAACCAGAUGGAGACCCAGCAGAAUCAGGAGGGAGAGAAGUUUAGCGGAGGGAACCAGGAGAGACUGAUGAAGACCCUGCAGGACCUGAACUGUGUCUCAGAACUCCUGGACUCCAUCACCCAGGUGGAUCUGGGUUCAGAGCUGCAGACCUCCAGGCUGCUGGAGCGCUUCAGACAAGCAGAACCACAUUUCAGGUACUGUCCACAACUCGAAAACGGAAAAGAUUCUGAGCGGCGGGCGCAGCAGAAUGAUGUCAGCAGCCGCUCUUCCUCAGAUCUUAGCUGA
This is a messenger RNA of Cyprinodon variegatus (sheepshead minnow), 2453 nucleotides long. RefSeq names its product pinin-like. NCBI's taxonomy places the organism in Eukaryota, Metazoa, Chordata, Actinopteri, Cyprinodontiformes, Cyprinodontidae. The coding region runs from base 9 to 2453 and encodes 814 amino acids. The record is from RefSeq and is a predicted model, not a curated record. The transcript has 9 exons.